Messenger RNA from Saxophila tyrrhenica, 873 nucleotides. RefSeq lists its product as uncharacterized. NCBI's taxonomy places the organism in Eukaryota, Fungi, Ascomycota, Dothideomycetes, Mycosphaerellales, Extremaceae. The record is from RefSeq and is a predicted model, not a curated record. The transcript has a single exon. Bases 1 to 873 code for a protein of 290 amino acids.
AUGGAGGUGGCAACCGGAGACAUCACCAAGCGGCACUUGGAGUGGUUGGCAGACGUCGAGGUUGGUGACGCCGUGCUACUGCUUGGUGCGGAGAGGGUGGAAAGGCGCAAAGAAGGGCUUGCAGAACCUCAACACGCCAGUGUUGAUGGCAGGCCCGUUGUCGAUGGCAACGAUGCGUUUCAAGAGAUCGCGGCCUCUCACACAGAGGCUGAGGCCGUCGAUCAAGGCGGAGUCAUGGUGGAGGAAACUUGGCAUGACGAGGAGCUGUACCUCGUUCUCGAUACUACUCGUGACGACAACGGCAACCUUGUGGACGCUCAGCUACGCGACCUCUACUGCGAACCGUACCUGUCUGCUGCUAGCCCCGCGAGUCACAGCAUAGACAGCAUCGAUCUGGCUCUUCCGGAAGUUCUAGAUCCAAGAAGGAAGCUGGCAACAGUUCGCAGCAUCAAAGACCUCGCUGGUGGACUCGAUGGCAAAUACCAUCGUAUUAUAUGUCGACCGGAUGGCGACACGGUUCGCAAUUACGUGCAUGGAGGGAAGUGCGGAGUCAGAUGUAAUCAAGGCUUUCUAGAGUGUCAGGACAAAGUUACGAAAUUGGCCAGCGCAUUCGACAGCGCGUUUGACGAUUAUGAACCGCUAUGCCCGGUCUGCGUUGGCGAAGAGCUCGUCUAUGACUACCACAAUUGCCGAGACGCUUUCUCUCUUCACAACCUCGGGGGAAGCGAAAUUGAACAAUUACACCAGAGAUUGAAUAUGCGCUUGGAAGAACUGGGAUACACGACGUACCAGUAUCGUGGAGAGGAUGACGGAGGCCCACUGUUUCGAGAUGUGCUCCAAGACGAUCCCAGCGAAUUGGACGACGACGAGUAG